UCAAAACCCCACCAAGCGUGCACAUGUUGAGUACAGGUGUCAAGCUAAUAAUUUCCUUGCUGAUCCUGGUUUUGAUCUUUCUGUUUGGACUGAGUGCACUGUUCUGGGAGAACAGGAUCAAACCACACAUUUGGCCCAAAAUUCCAAACCCUAAAUCUGCCCUAGAACAGCUCUACAUGAAACCAAACAAGGUGACUGAGGUGAGCUUUAACCCAUACAGCUUCCUGGAUGUGAUGGUGAGCAGAGUGGAUACGAUUCAGGUUAAAGGAGCUCGGAUGUGCCACCUUAACCUGACCCCAGUCAGUGACGCUGCUGAGUGUGAUGGCAUCAUCACCGAGAGGGAGCUGCUGUUAAUGGUCAAUCCCAUUGUGGAGAUGUGGGAAUGCAGCAUCAGGAGCAGUGCCCCGCACACUGGAGAGGAAACCCCUGAGCCCCAGGAUGGGCAACUGAUGGAUGUUGAGCCUGGGGGAGGGGACCCUAUGUCUGACUGGGCCUCUGGCCCUCCACCCUGCCUCUCACCAGGAGUUCAACCCCAUGGCAGUGCAGGAACAUCCCACAACUCACUGGUUCCGCUGACCGGGGGCACUCCAGAUGAGGAAGCAGCUUGUGUGGAACAAAGCGGUCAGGGUAUAGAGGGAACGAGGGUUAGAGGCAUGAAUCUUGGUUCAACCAUCCCUAGCAACCCUGUUGUCCCUCCUGAUGAAUCAUACAUCACCAUGUCAAACUUAUAUAAGAUACAGUAGGAUGGAGAGGCCAGACCUGAGACACACACUGUCCAGACCCAGACCCAGACACGAGACACACACUGUCCAGACCCAGACCCAGACCCAAACCCAGACGCGAGACACACACUGUCCAGAC
Messenger RNA from Carcharodon carcharias (great white shark), 861 nucleotides. RefSeq lists its product as uncharacterized. The coding region runs from base 24 to 743 and encodes 239 amino acids. The record is from RefSeq and is a predicted model, not a curated record. The transcript has 4 exons. Lineage: Eukaryota; Metazoa; Chordata; Chondrichthyes; Lamniformes; Lamnidae.